GUAGUGGGCGCGGGGCGGCCCGCUGGGCUCCUCCGCACCCGCUCCCCGCUCGGGCCGAGGCGCCGCGGCCGCGCGCCCCUCCUGGAGGAGGAGGAGGAAGGAGGCGGGAGGAGGAGUUGCCGAGAAGAGAAGGCGAGCGCGGCAGUCGCGCCGGCGCUGGGCGAGGAAGCCGAGCCGGGCCGCCUCCGGUUCUACGGAGCGCCUUUGCUGAGCGUCACGCUGGGACACGAGCGGGUCAGUGCUGCAGGAGUGCGGUCUAGCCUAGACUCCAGCUGGGAAGAAUGUGAACACUGGCCCACACGUUAGAGAUUGUACCAAAAAGCGAGGUGCCAGGGAAAAGAAAGAAAAUGGCUCCAAAGGUUAAAUGAAGCAGGAAAAAUACAUAGAUGCAGCCUUGCAGGCUCUCCAGAUGUUUGGGGAUAAUAUUCCAGGAAGAAAUUUUGAUCCCUUGGAUUAGGUAACUAGUCAUAAUGAAGAAAAUUAGUCUUAAAACCUUCCGGAAAUCUUUUAACUUGAAUAAAAGUAAAGAAGAAACUGAUUUCAUGGUAGUACAACCACCAUCGCUAGCCGGUGACUUUGGAAAAGAUGAUUCCUUGUUUGGUAGCUGCUACGGUAAAGAUAUGGCCAGCUGCGAUAUCAACAGUGAAGAUGAAAAAGGCGGAAAAAACAGAUCAAAAAGCGAGAGCCUGAUGGGAACGCUAAAAAGGCGGCUUUCUGCAAAACAGAAAAAAGGCAAGGCAGGCACACCCUCUGGGAGCUGUGCCGACGAGGACACCUUCUCCUCCUCCUCAGCACCCAUCGUCUUUAAAGACGUGAGAGCUCAGAGGCCGAUACGGUCCACCUCCCUCCGCAGCCAUCACUACAGCCCCACGCCGUGGCCUCUUCGGCCCACAAACUCCGAGGAGACCUGCAUCAAGAUGGAGGUGAGAGUCAAGGCCUUGGUUCACUCUUCCAGCCCGAGUCCAGCCCUGAACGGCGUCCGGAAGGAUUUCCACGACCUCCAGCCUGAGACCGCGUGCCAAGAGCAAGCCAAUUCACUGAAGAGCUCGGCUUCACAGAACGGAGACCUGCAUCUUCACCUGGAUGAACAUGUGCCUGUCGUUAUUGGACUUAUGCCUCAGGACUACAUUCAGUAUACUGUGCCUUUAGAUGAGGGGAUGUAUCCUUUGGAAGGAUCACGUAGCUAUUGUCUGGACAGUUCUUCUCCCAUGGAAGUCUCUGCGGUUCCUCCUCAAGUGGGAGGGCGCUCUUUCCCGGAAGACGAGAGUCAGGUAGACCAGGACCUCGUUGUUGCCCCAGAGAUCUUUGUGGAUCAGUCGGUGAAUGGCUUGUUGAUUGGCACCACGGGAGUCAUGUUGCAGAGCCCGAGGGCGGGUCACGAUGAUGUCCCUCCACUCUCACCAUUGCUACCUCCAAUGCAGAAUAAUCAAAUCCAAAGGAACUUCAGUGGACUCCCUGGCACAGAGGCCCACGUGGCUGAAAGUAUGCGCUGUCAUUUGAAUUUUGAUCCUAACUCUGCUCCUGGGGUUGCAAGAGUUUAUGACUCAGUGCAAAGUAGUGGUCCCAUGGUUGUGACAAGCCUUACAGAGGAGCUGAAAAAACUUGCAAAACAAGGAUGGUACUGGGGACCAAUCACACGUUGGGAGGCAGAAGGGAAGCUAGCAAACGUGCCAGAUGGUUCUUUUCUUGUCCGGGACAGUUCUGACGACCGUUAUCUUUUAAGCUUGAGCUUUCGCUCCCAUGGUAAAACACUUCACACUAGAAUUGAGCACUCAAACGGUAGGUUUAGCUUUUAUGAACAGCCAGAUGUGGAAGGACACACAUCCAUAGUUGAUCUAAUUGAGCAUUCAAUCAGGGACUCUGAAAAUGGAGCUUUUUGUUAUUCAAGGUCUCGGCUGCCUGGAUCUGCAACUUACCCCGUCAGACUGACCAACCCAGUGUCCCGGUUCAUGCAGGUGCGCUCGCUGCAGUACCUGUGUCGCUUUGUUAUACGUCAGUAUACCAGGAUAGACUUAAUUCAGAAACUGCCUUUGCCAAACAAAAUGAAGGAUUAUUUACAGGAGAAGCACUACUGAAAGAUUGAGAACCCUGCAUCUUGCACUUUGGGAAUAAGGAAAAGAGAUUGAAAUACAGUUUACAGACUUUCAUUGCCAUCAAAAUCUUUUGCUGCCAUAACUAUUUGUUUUAUGUGUAAAAGAGUCAUCAGUUUGUUUAGGGGUGGGGAAGUGUCAGCAAGGUGUCUUGGGUUUCAUUUGGUUCUUUAAAAAGGGAAGUCUUGAGGUUUUAGAGGUGUGAAUUAUCUUUCAUCAAUGUGCAGAAUAAUCACAAUGUGAAUUAUCAAAUUCUCCUCAAUGCCCCCCGCCCAGUCCUUUGCUGCUAUCCACUGUGAUUUUUAUGCAUUAAAAGCACAUUUCAUGUGUAUUCAACCUUAAGUAAAGUCGAAUGAAACUUACAGAAUGGAAAUUGCUAUGUCUUUUUAAAUGGCCCAUUUUCAAAAGAUAAUGUUGAAUAAACAUACCUGUGUGAUGUGAUAAAACACAGAAUUUACGUAUACACUGAAGAUGAGUUUUUAAUUUCUUUAAAAAGAUUUAUUUAGAAUCAUGAAUUGACAUAAUCUUGGGUAAUGGAACGGAGAUCUACAACAUAUAACAACAGCAUAAUUUUUUCUAAAUUAUUUCUGAGGUUGUGCUAAGUUUUUUGGUUGUGAAAAGUUGAAUUUUUCUGUUGCCUUUAUUUUCAUCUUAUAGUUUGUCUAUUUUAAUAAAUGGCCUUACAUUAAAAAAUUGUAAAGAAAUGUAUACCACCCAUUUAGGAAUUGUUGCCUUUUCUGUAAUUAAACUCGGGUACAAAUUGGCAUAACACGAAAACCUAUGGAACUAGAAUUAUUAUUAAAGAAAUAUUAGAUGAUCAUAGUUUCCUGUGAUAGCAUUUUUGGUGCGUGUUACCUUUACUUUCUUUUGGUAAAAUGUUUUAUCUGUGAUUUCUUUAGCUUAGUCAACAUUUUCUUGGGUGAAUUUGAUUGUCAACUAAUUUUCAUAAAUGGACUGGAUUCCCUUGCAGCAUUAAUGUUUAUAAAAAGUUUUAAAUUGAUUUGAAUAGAAAGAAAACUUUGUUUUAAAGUUGGAUUUAUAUUUUUCUUCUAUGUAGUUACUAUAAAAGUGUGCUGGAUUUUGACCAUUCCUUACCCCCACUAUAAAGAGAACCCUUGAUGACUUUAAAAAUUGGGGAAAUUGUGGAGCAAUUUUUCUAACAACGUGAGAAAAACAUUAAAACCAUAUUAGAUAAUGUGAAAGUCAUAUUGUCUAUCAUAUAUACUGCCAUUUAAAAUAGGUUUUUAAAAUUUAGCUAAAUCUUCACUAAUUUGCCAUGCUAAUAAUUUUAUAUCCUUGAGUCUGUUGUUGAGGAGGGAUGUUAUAUUCAGUAAUUUUUAGUUAUUUUGAAACACAGAGUGUUUAUUCAUUUAACAGUUCUGCAAUGGAUGUAGUAUUUCGGGGUUGCCCUGUCCAGAAAAUUUUCAGUUAUACAGCUUUAAAGGAAAAUGUUUCUAUCUCAGAUGAAACAUGUAAUUUGGGAUGGUUCUUCCUUUGUCGCUUAAAGGAAGAGAUAGGAAAAGUCUCUUACCACUUUAAACAUGAGGGUAAAGGUUUAGGUCAUACUUUCUGGCUUUGUCAUUCAAACAUAUCUGAAUCCUCACUUUUUUCUCUUUGUUUUUUAGGGUCAGAACUGAGAUAUUACCAAGAAAAGGCACAAUGCCAUAGUAUUAUGGUGUUAUGGUAUUUUGACUUAAAGGGGAAAAGGUACUUAAUUUUGGUGGGAUGUUAAUUGUACCUUAUUACAAAGACUCAUUCAUUUUCUGAUAUGUUUUCUCUUAAUAAGAUGGAAUAUGGAGUAAUACUGUAAUAAUAUAAUUUAAGUGUUCAUUAUAAGCUAUUUGGAUUAAGAACUAUUACAGAGUUGUAAGCUUGUUAUCAAAUUAAUGCAAGACAUUUAAACUAUUUUUUUGCAAAACUAUUUAUUUUUAAAACAACUUAAAAUAUAUCUAGGGUGAGUUAAAAGUCCCUGUGCAUCUAUAUUAGAUGGCAGGUUUUGUCACAGAGUCACUGUGUAUUAAUAAUAGGUGUUGAAAUGGCUUCUCCGUGUCUCCAGAAGCAUUUACAUGUCCUCCUUGUGAGAUCAUGGUGCACAGAGGUCUUUGGACUGCCCUGAACCCGUCUUAUGUGGACAUAACCUAUUCCCUGUGUUUUCUCAUCAUGCCGUGUGUUUAUGAUCUACCCGUUUAGUGUCAAGAUUAUUCAGAUUUUCAUCUAAAUGUUUUUUAAAAUUGUAUUUUGUGUUUAGUGGAGGACAGUCUUGAUACUGUUCUAAUUCAGAAAGCCAAAUUUUGAUGUGCUUUUGUACAUUCAUAAUAUAUACUUUAAUAUGCCCUAUUCUAAUCUAGUUUGAAAUUGUUAGAUUCUGAUAAAGUCAGACUAUUUGCCAAAAAGUUAAAUUUGCAAGCAGAAAGACGUUUUGUGACAUUUUCUACUUUUGUGUGGAAAGAUAACCGUUUGUGGAACAGAAUGUGGAAGACUGGCUUUCUAUGAUACGAACACAGUCCGGUUAAAAGUGGAAACAGGGAAAAGAGAGAGAGAAAACUCAUCAUGUAGUUUGGUCUAGAUACAAUUUGGUUAAAUUUUAGUAUUCUAUUGGCAGGUAACUUAGAUGACAUGAACACAGCCUAUGAUUGCUUUUUAAAUACGUGCUUCUAAAAAUCUGAGCUCAAGGCAAGGAAAAGAAAACAGGAAAGCUGUAUCCAUUUGCCAUAAUAGGUGAAUCAGAAUUGUUUUCUAUUCAGUAUUUCAUCACGAAACAUGAUGGAGGCCAGAAGCUACUUUUAGGCUUACUAUAACACUAUUGUGCGUUUUUAUAAAUAAUAAGAAGGCUGUAGAAAGUACUUGAAAAAUAUCUCAUUCUUUUCUCUUUCUGUAUAAGGAAAACUCUACUUGGUGCAAUAAUCUGAAAAUUUAGAAGGUCAGAAUAUAUCACAGGAAAUGAUCAUAGAACUAAAAAUAGUUUUUAAGGAAACCAGCUACACAGGACAACCAUCUUGCUAUUGAAGAAAAUCAAGUUCCAAAAGGCUAAAUCAUUUGCGUAAAGGAAACAGAACCCAAAGUAUACGUUGUAAUUUUUGAGUCAGUAUUACUGAAACAGGAUAAAAGUUACUAAAAUCUUAUAUAGGUUAAUGCAAUGUCUCUGCUAGUGCUACAAGUCUAAAAUAUCUUUGUAACAAUGCUUUCAGAAAUGCCAAUUUUAAUUACUGUACAUUUCACAUUGUAUAUGAGAGAUACUGCUUUAUGAAUGAUUCAGAAUAAUACACUUUCAUUUAAAUCUUAAUUGCUUUUCAUCAAACGUGAAGUCUUAAUUUCAAAAUGAAAUCACACUACCAGCAAUAGACAGUUUUGUUAAAUACUUUAAUAAGGAGCAAUAGCCAGUUCCGCAAAUAACUUUAAAAUUCUAAAAGUGUUGGUACACUAGCAAUCACAAAUUUGGUUUCUUUUAAUACUUUUUUAAUCCUGUAAAGAAGGUUUUUUAUAAACAUUCUUUUUAUUAAUGAAUCAUAACAUGGCAAAGUGUGUAGUUGCUGUUUCUGAAAAGUGAUCCAAACUCUACAUCCAGAGAUUAUGAAAAAUUCUUAUAGAAUUUUGUAGUAAGUAUACAUGUUGGGUUAAAGAAAUUUCAUAGUUGUUGGAGUGCCAUGAAAUUAAUACUUGCAAUUCAGAUUGCUGUAGUUUACACUUUUUCUGUAUGUUUCAAAUCAGGUGUGUACCAUUUGUACUGAGAACACCACAGAAUGAAUUAUCCAAAGUCCAUUGAUUUUAAUAUGUGUUUUGGUUUGUAAACAAAUUAUAGUAAUUUCUUGCACAUUUUUGGAAAUUAAUUGUAUAAGAAUUUAUGUAUCUGCUUCUAGAUACAGUGUGUAAAUAAAAAUUUUGUUCACAAGA
Molecule: messenger RNA, 5981 nt
Organism: Sapajus apella (tufted capuchin)
Lineage: Eukaryota; Metazoa; Chordata; Mammalia; Primates; Cebidae
Gene: SOCS6
Product: suppressor of cytokine signaling 6
Exons: 3
Coding region: 471-2075 (534 amino acids)
Biological process (GO): protein ubiquitination; intracellular signal transduction; phosphatidylinositol phosphate biosynthetic process
Cellular component (GO): phosphatidylinositol 3-kinase complex
Molecular function (GO): 1-phosphatidylinositol-3-kinase regulator activity
Source: RefSeq, a predicted model, not a curated record